UUUAAAAAUUGGUUUUUUUAUCACCUUUCACCCACUCCAAAUUCAGCUUCUUCCCUCUCUCCCAAGCAAUGAGUGGCAUGCUGUGUGUAUGUCCCAAUUUUCAUGGAACUCUCAGUUGUGUUGAACCAACCCAGUUUUCAAUUUCCCUAUAUCCCCAUCUCCAAACUUCAUCUCUUCUCACUUCAACUACCCAGAAGCAGAAACCUCUUCAGCUCACAAAACCAUGCCACACCACAACCACUUCAACUCACCAACCCACAACAAGUUCCCCUUGUGUUGGAAAUGGAAGCUAUGGCUCAGUACCUCAAAGGGAGAAGAAUAUUGAGGAAGAACCUGCAAUUUUGAAUGUGAAUGUGAAUACAAAGCAGUUGCUGAAAAAAUAUUCUUCCAUGUUGGGUGAUUGUACUUCCAGAGCGGCUUUGAAUGAGGGAAUGGCCAUUCAUGGGCACCAGUUGAAAAAUGGGGUUGACCCAGAUUCUCACUUUUGGGUUUCGCUGAUUAACUUUUAUGCGAAAUGUGGUAAACUCAGUUAUGCGCGCCAGGUGCUUGAUGAAAUGCCUGAACAAGAUGUUGUCUCGUGGACGGCGUUGAUUCAAGGUUUUGUGGGUAAGGGUGAUGGCCGGGAAGGUAUUCGUUUGUUUUGUGAGAUGAUAAGGGCAGGGGUAAGGCCGAAUGGAUUCACGGUGGCAAGUUGUUUGAAAGCUUGUUCUAUGUGCUUGGAUGUUGGAUUAGGGAAACAGGUUCAUACGGAAGUGAUUAAGGCUGGCUUGUUAUCUGAUGUGUUUGUUGGGUCUGCACUGGUUAAUCUGUAUGUGAAAUGUGGUGAAAUGGACCUCGCCGAUAAGGUGUUCUUUUGCAUGCCUGAGCAGAAUGAAGUGUUGUGGAAUGUGUUGAUUAAUGGCCAUGCUGAAGUGGGUGAUGGGAAGGAAGCGUUUAUAAUGUUUUGCAAAAUGUUAAAAUCAGAAAUAAUGUUCAGUGAAUUUACCUUGUCCAGUGUUCUCAAGGGUUGUGCAAAUUCAGGAGACUUGAGAAAUGGCCACCUCUUGCAUUGUUUGGCAAUCAAAAGUGGUUUCGAACGAGAUAAGGUUUUGGGUUCUAGUCUUAUAGAUAUGUACUCUAAGUGUGAUUUGGUAGGUGAUGCACUGAAACUCUUUUCUAUGACCACAGAUCAUGACGUAGUUUCAUGGAGUGCAAUGAUUGCGUGCCUUGAUCAGCAAGGGCGUAGCAAAGAAGCAGUUAAGCUAUUUCACUUGAUGAGACAUACAGGUGUUGAACCAAACGAGUAUACCUUUGCAAGUGUUCUUAGUGCCGCCACUGAAUUAGAAGACUUUCAAUAUGGAAAAAGUAUCCAUGCUUGUGUUUUUAAAUAUGGAUUUGAAUCUGAUAUCUCAGUAAGUAAUGCCCUUAUCAGGAUGUACAUGAAACAUGGUCAUGUGCAUAAUGGUGCUCUUGUAUUUGAGGCGAUGGCAGGACCGGAUCUUAUUUCAUGGAAUAACCUGUUGUCUGGAUUUCACGAUAAUGAUUCCUGCAAAUUCGGACCUAGAACUUUCUAUCAGAUGCUUGUUGAAGGUUUUAAGCCCAAUAUGUAUACAUUUAUCAGUGUUUUAAGGUCUUGUUCUAGUCUCUUAGACGUAGACUUUGGGAAGCAAGUUCAUGCACAAGUUGUGAAAAACAAUCUUGAUGGAAAUGAGUAUGCUGGGAUAGCUCUCGUGGACAUGUAUGCCAAAUGUCGGUGUAUUGAAGAAGCAUACUUGAUUUUUGCUAGUUUGAUCAAUCGAGAUGUCUUUACAUGGACAGUAAUGAUAACUGGUUAUGCCCAAACUGACCAAGCAGAGAAGGCUCUUAAAUUCCUCAAUUUAAUGCGGCAAGAAGGAAUAAAGCUCAAUGAGUUCACCGUGGCUGGUUGUUUAAGCGGUUGUUCCCAAAUAACCGCCACCGAGAGUGGAAUGCAGCUUCACUCAGUGGCAAUUAAGAGUGGACUUCUGCUUGAUAUGCAUGUUUCUAGUGCCCUUGUUGAUAUGUAUGCAAAAUGUGGCUCCAUAGAAGAUGCUGAGACUAUAUUCAAGGGAUUGGUAACACGUGAUACAGUCCUGUGGAACACUAUGAUAUGUGGGUUCUCUCAGCACGGUCACGGCAAUAAGGCUCUCGAGACCUUUCAGGCAAUGAAAGAUGAGGGUAUCUUACCAGAUGAGGUUACCUUUCUAGGUGUCCUUUCUGCAUGUAGCCACAUGGGUCUUGUUGAAGAAGGGAAGCGACACUUCAAUUCUAUGAGCAACGUUUAUGGCAUAACUCCUGGAGAUGAGCAUUAUGCUUGUAUGGUUGGCAUUCUCAGCCGCGCUGGAAGAUUUACUGAGGUUGAAAGCUUUGUUGAAGAGAUGAAGCUAACAUCUAAUGCCUUGAUCUGGGAAACUGUUUUGGGUGCAUGUGCAAAGCACGGUAAUGUUGAAUUGGGCGAAAGGGCUGCAGAGGAACUCUUUAAGCUCAAACAUGAAACAGACUCAACUUAUAUAUUACUUUCUAAUAUUUUUGCUAGCAAAGGUAGGUGGGAAGAUGUCAGAAAGGUAAGGGCCUUAAUGUCCAGCCAGGGUGUGAAAAAGGAACCUGGAUGUAGCUGGUUAGAAAUUAACAAUGAAGUACACGUCUUUGUGUCAGAUAGUGUACAUCCAAACAUGCCAGAAAUUCGUUUGAAACUGGAGGAGCUUGGUCAAAGACUUAGAUUGGUGGGUUAUGCCCCACAAAUUCAACAUGUGCUUCAUAAUGUUCCAGACAAAGAGAAAAAAGAACAUCUUAGUCAUCACAGUGAGAAGUUAGCUCUUGCUUUUGCCCUUGUGAGCAACAGCCAUAUGAAAACAAUCCGGAUUUUUAAAAACCUUCGCAUUUGCUGUGAUUGCCAUAACUUUAUGAAGCUUGUCUCAGUCAUCAUAAAUAAAGAAAUAGUUGUUCGUGACGUAAAUCGGUUCCACCAUUUCAAGGGUGGAUCUUGCUCCUGUCAGGAUUUUUGGUGAUAAUUAGCCUCUAAAAACAAGUCUACUGAAGUCAUACCAUUUAGCAUACUUAUUUCCUCAAGAAAUGGAGAGGUUAUCGACAGUGAAAGUUCUCCGGAAGAUGGAACUACUAUCGAAAUGAAUGGAAUGCUUCUCUCAUCUCAAAGGAAUCUUGCCGUUGUGUAUAGCUUGUUAUUCAGAAUUGUGGACGAAUGUGGAGCGAUGCGACUGUGAUUGCGGUUGUGAUGUUGAUGUGAGGACUCCAAAACCCGUUAAUUUAGGCCGCACUUACAAUAAUUAGGGACCACAGUUUGAAACUCUGCAAACAAGCUUUAAGUUUUUUGUUAGAAAAG
Molecule: messenger RNA, 3337 nt
Organism: Lotus japonicus
Lineage: Eukaryota; Viridiplantae; Streptophyta; Magnoliopsida; Fabales; Fabaceae
Product: pentatricopeptide repeat-containing protein At4g21065-like
Exons: 2
Coding region: 69-3005 (978 amino acids)
Biological process (GO): RNA modification
Molecular function (GO): zinc ion binding; protein binding; RNA binding
Source: RefSeq, a predicted model, not a curated record